Rhinopithecus roxellana (golden snub-nosed monkey) is the source of this 2745-nucleotide messenger RNA. RefSeq names its product zinc finger protein 83 (gene ZNF83). Gene Ontology annotation, molecular function: RNA polymerase II cis-regulatory region sequence-specific DNA binding; DNA-binding transcription repressor activity, RNA polymerase II-specific. Gene Ontology annotation, cellular component: nucleus. The transcript has 2 exons. NCBI's taxonomy places the organism in Eukaryota, Metazoa, Chordata, Mammalia, Primates, Cercopithecidae. Bases 258 to 2099 code for a protein of 613 amino acids. Gene Ontology annotation, biological process: negative regulation of transcription by RNA polymerase II. The record is from RefSeq and is a predicted model, not a curated record.
AACCAGUUUGGCCAAGAUGGUCUCCUUGUGAUCCACCUGCCUCGGCCUCCCAAAGUACUGGGGUUACAGGCAUGAACCACCAUGUCUGGCUGGGAAUGUUUUCCAGAUGUAAACACAGGUAAGGGGUCAGAUGGGCAGAGUGGAAGCUCCAUCUUCAAAUAGUGUGUGGGGAAACUCUUGCAAGUGAGAGAAUUCUGUGGGAAAAGCAUCAUUUAAAUCCUGAGAUCUCUGAAUGGACAUAUUUCUUUGCCCCACUUAUGCCUCUGCUCGCUCUUUUUCUCUUCUCUUCUUUUCUUUUUACAGGUAUGCACCACCACCACACCUGGCUAAUUUUUGUAUUUUUAAUAGCGACGAGGUUUUGCCAUGUUGGCCAGAUUGAUCUCGAACUACCAACCUCAGGUAUUUUUUCUAAAUAUGAGAUCAAGGAAUUACCAACAAAAAAGGAGAGUAAUACAGGAGAAAUAUUCCAGACAGUAACGUUGGAAAGACAUGAAAGCCACGACAUAAAAGAUUUUUGCUUCAGUGAAACCCAGAAAAAUGUACACGACUCUCAGUGUCAGUGGAGACAUGAUGAAAGACAUUACAAACGAGUGUGUGUGACCUAUAAGGAAAGUCUCAUUGGUAGAAGAGACAUGCAUGGUAGAAAGGAUGAUGCACAAAACAAGCCUAUUAAAAAUCAACUUGGAUUAAACUUGCAGUCACACCUACCAGAACUGCAGCUAUUUCAAGCUGAAAGGAAAAUAUAUGAAUAUGGUCACACGGAAAAAUCUGUCAACAGUAGUUCCUUAGUUUCCCCACCCCAAGGUAUUUCUUCUACUGUCAAAACCCAUGUUUCUCAUACAUAUGAAUAUAAUUUUGUGGAUUCGUUAUUCACACACAAAGAGAAAGCAAACAUUGGGACAGAACACUACAAAUGUAAUGAGUGUGGCAAGUCCUUUCACCAAGGCUUACAUUUUACUAUACAUCAAAUAAUCCAUACUGAGGAGAAGCAGCUUAAAUGUGAUAUAUGUGGCAAGAGCUUCAAUAAAAAAUCAAACCUUGCAAGUCAUCGAAGAAUUCAUACUGGAGAUAAGCCAUAUAAAUGUAACGAAUGUGGCAAGGUCUUCAAUAAUAUUUCACACCUUGCACAGCAUCGCAGGAUUCAUACUGGAGAGAAACCAUAUAAAUGUAAUGAAUGUGGCAAGGUCUUUAAUCAAAUGUCACACCUUGCACAACAUCAAAGAAUUCAUACUGGAGAGAAACCUUAUAAAUGUAAUGAAUGUGGAAAGGUAUUCCAUCAAAUUUCACACCUUGCACAACAUCGGACAAUUCAUACUGGAGAAAAACCUUAUAAAUGUAACAAAUGUGGCAAGGUGUUCAGUCGCAAUUCCUACCUUAUACAACAUCUGAUCAUUCAUACUGGAGAGAAACCCUACAAAUGUAAUGAGUGUGGAAAGGUCUUCAAUCAUAUUUCACACCUUGCACAACAUCGGAGAAUUCACACCGGAGAGAAACCCUACAAAUGUAACGAAUGUGGCAAGGUCUUCAGCCACAAGUCAUCCCUAGCAAAUCACUGGAGAAUCCAUACUGGAGAGAAACCUUACAAAUGUAAUGAAUGUGGCAAGGUCUUCAGUCGCAAUUCAUACCUUGCCCAACAUCUGCUAAUUCAUACUGGUGAGAAACCUUAUAAGUGUGAUGAAUGUGACAAAGCAUUCAGUCAAAAUUCACAUCUUGUACAACAUCGCAGAAUUCAUACUGGAGAGAAACCUUACAAAUGUAAUGAAUGUGGCAAAGUCUUCAGUCAAAAUUCAUACCUUGCAUAUCAUCGGAGAAUUCAUACUGGAGAAAAACCUUAUAAAUGUAAUGAAUGUGGGAAGGUCUUCAGUCUAAACUCAUCCCUAGCACAUCAUCGGAAAAUUCACGCUGGAGAGAAACCUUACAAAUGUAAUGAAUGUGGCAAAGCUUUCAGUGUGCAUUCAAGCCUUACUAAUCAUCAUGUGAUCCAUACCAGAGAGAAACCUUUCAAAUGUAAUGAAUGUGGCAAACUCUUCCGCGACAGUUCAUAUCUUGUAGGUCAUCAGAGAUUUCAUGCCAGAGAGAAAUCUAACAAAUGUAAUUAAUGUGGCAGAGUGUUCAGUCAGCAUUAAAGCCUUGCAACACAUACAAUAAUUUAUACUGGAGAAAAACUUUGCAAGUAUAAUGAAUGUUAGCAGAGCCUUUAGUUUUUGUUCAAGGCUUAAUAACCAUUAGCUAGUCCAUGGGGAGAGAAACUUUACUAAUGUAUUGAAUGUGGCAAGGCCUUAAGGUAAAAGUCUGAGAUCAGGAUUUUCCCAAGAAUUCUUGCUGGUGAGAAACCUAACAAAUGUAAUGAAAGUGGCAAGGUCUUCUGGUACAAUUCUCACAUUGUACAAUAUUGCAAAAUUUCAUACUUGAGAGAAACAAAAACACUGAGAGUGGGAAACCAUUAUGACUUCAAACAUUCAUCAACAUCAGAGAAUCCAUACUAAAGAGCCUUUAUAUAAUUAUAUGUGAUAGAGAUUUUCUGCAGGCCAUAGUCUUACUAAGCAUCAACAACUUUUUUGAUGAAACCAUAUAAAGGGAAUGUGCAUGCUUAGGCUUUUGCCCAAGCAUCAAAACCGGAACAUCACAGGGUUUAUACUGGAGAGUAACUACACAAACAUAAUGAAUGUAAUAAGCCUUUCAGUGUCAUAUUCAUUAUUUUCUUGUGAGAGAUCUACUCAAUAAAAACCAAGUAAAUAUAGUGAA